GGGGAGGGUGUGUUUACCUUGACGUCACAGCAGUUUGCCGAGGGGAUCAAGCUUACAUCAUGUUUCAUGGGAUACCAGUCACCGGAGGAGUGGGAGGAGCUCCGGCCAAUAAACCAGAGUUAUAUGAGGAAGUGAAACUGUACAAAAAUGCCAGAGAAAGGGAGAAGUAUGACAACAUGGCCGAGUUAUUUGCUGUUGUGAAGACCCUUCAGGCCCUGGAAAAGGCUUACAUCAAAGACUGUGUCACACCUAAUGAAUACACUGCUUCCUGCUCCAGACUGUUGGUUCAGUAUAAGGCUGCUUUUAAACAGGUGCAGGGCUCUGAUGUUGGCUCCAUUGAUGAUUUCUGCAGGAAAUACAGACUUGAUUGCCCACUAGCCAUGGAAAGGAUUAAGGAGGAUCGGCCAAUCACCAUCAAGGAUGAUAAGGGAAACCUGAACCGCUGCAUUGCAGAUAUAGUUUCUCUCUUCAUCACUGUGAUGGACAAGCUGAGACUGGAGAUCAGGGCCAUGGAUGAGAUCCAGCCAGACCUGAGGGAGCUGAUGGAAACCAUGAACAGAAUGAGCAACAUGCCUCCAGAUUCAGAGGCCAAAGACAAAGUCAGCCUCUGGUUGACUACCCUCAGCAGCAUGUCGGCCUCAGACGAGUUGGAUGAUAAUCAAGUUCGUCAGAUGCUGUUUGAUCUGGAGUCGGCCUACAAUGCCUUCAACCGCUUCCUACACUCCUCCUAAAGCACAGAUCAGUCAUCGAUGCCAUCUGUCUGAUAUUCUGACUCUAAUAUCUCUUAAGUUAAAAAAUAAAAAACUCUACUUUCUCCUUACGUUUAUCUGGAGAAAGUUUUUCUGCCUCAUAUUCCUGAAAUUCUUCCUUCCAUCCUUUAUUUAUGUUAUCUAUUAUUCAAAAUUCCCCUUGUAUUACUCCUCUGGGUCUGGUACAUCAUGCUCUGUGCAGCCUUGUUCACCAGGCUUCUCCUGUGCUGUGAGAUUCUCAUUUGGCCUCUUUUGUAGCCAAAUCUGUGUGACAUAUCCUGUAAUGUUGACUGUUUAUUCUGCCCUGGACUUUACAAUGUUUUCUCCUAACUUUGUACUGAAAUAUCAAAAAAGGUCUAAUUUUAUACUUAAGUUUUGCAGAGCACCAAAAUACAAGCACUAUACAGUAUAAUUAGGCAAAAUCUGCAAGCGAAGAAACAGUUGUAUCAGCCAAUGCCUUUGUAUUAUUGACAAUUUGAAAAUACAUAUUUUUCUUUUUGGUACCCAUAUAGAAUUCACUACCUGCAACUUGGGGUCAGAUUAGCAGUUUGUGUUCUGCAAAAUAUUUUUUUUGUUCUUCCUUCAGAUUUUUUGAUAUUAACAAUAGUUUUUGUCAGAAGAACAGAAGAUGUUGGAUAAUUAGGGGGGCAGCUAAACUAUAGUUUCACUUAAAAAUGAUUAGCCUGCACUGAAAUAAUAAUUGAACAUUUGAUGGAAGGAAUUAUUUAUGUGCAUCUUCUGAACUGUUUUUCUGUUUACUUGCAUAAUCCUUGUUUCCUUUAGAAGUGAGGGUUUGGCCACAUUGAGUGGGCAGAAGCAAAGUGGACACACCCCCAUCAUGUUUUUGCUUGUUAAAUAUGUUUUCAACCCUCAAACACAAUUAGGGAGAACAUAUUUAUUAAGGUUUAUCAUUGUAAAUAAUAGUUGAUUUUUAAAUAAGAGCAUGUAACACCCUUUAGAAAUAAAGAUAAAAAAUCUACCUCCAA
Notolabrus celidotus (New Zealand spotty) is the source of this 1735-nucleotide messenger RNA. It is a transcript of the gene vps28, whose product is annotated as VPS28 subunit of ESCRT-I. NCBI's taxonomy places the organism in Eukaryota, Metazoa, Chordata, Actinopteri, Labriformes, Labridae. Bases 60 to 731 code for a protein of 223 amino acids. The transcript has 10 exons. Gene Ontology annotation, molecular function: protein-containing complex binding. Gene Ontology annotation, cellular component: ESCRT I complex. Gene Ontology annotation, biological process: protein transport to vacuole involved in ubiquitin-dependent protein catabolic process via the multivesicular body sorting pathway. The record is from RefSeq and is a predicted model, not a curated record.